Molecule: messenger RNA, 969 nt
Organism: Micromonas commoda
Lineage: Eukaryota; Viridiplantae; Chlorophyta; Mamiellophyceae; Mamiellales; Mamiellaceae
Exons: 1
Coding region: 1-969 (322 amino acids)
Biological process (GO): mRNA catabolic process; negative regulation of translation
Cellular component (GO): CCR4-NOT complex
Source: RefSeq, a predicted model, not a curated record
AUGCCGCCGAGUAGGAUUCGACGAGCGACCAUCGCGAGGGGCGCCGGGUCAGCCUGCGGCGGGGCAUCGCGCGCGGGUCACGGAGGGUUACUCGCGCGGGGUUCCUCGCCGCCCGUCAUGUGCGGCGCGGCGAACAGCACGGAGGACGUUCACGCGUCCACCGACGCGUCCCUUCCAGAUGCGCACCCUUCCUCCGCGCCCAUCCCCAAACCUUCUUCUUCGGGCGACGACGCCGACAACGCGGAGGAGCUCGAGGCGAUGCUCGCGGCGUUGAGGGAGCUGCGGGGCGAGAUGAAGAGCGCGAUCGAGUCGCCGUUGAUGCCGAAUCGGCAGCAGAGGGUGCUGGAGCUGCUGCGAGAUCGACCCGCGCUCGCGCACAGGUGCGGCGUCUUCCCGGACGUCACGCCCAAACUCGCCGAGAACAAUCCCCCAGUCGCCGCCGAGCUCCUGCUGUGCCUCGCUCGGGACCACCCGGCGCCGUCGCACAACCUCCCGGCGCACUUCGACGCCCUAGUUGCCAUGCCCACUAGUUUGCACUCCAUGGAGGUGGUCAACAGGCUCGUCUCGGAGGCGUCCGAGCUGCUGCCCGACGACUUUGUUCGAGCGUACGUCGCGCAGUGCAUCUCGGCGUGCCGGGAUGGAGCCGGAUCGACGGGGGCCGGGCCCGGCACCAGCCCCGGCGGCGAGGGCGGCGCGCUCUCGUCGGCGUCGGGUCUCUCAUCGGGAACGCCCUCGCCCGGCACCGGGUCCCGCAUGGUCCGCCUGGUGUGCAUGUUCCUGCAGCUGCUCGUGCGCCGCGGCCGCAUCAGGGGCGGGACGGACGUCGCCGCCGAGGUGUCGUCGUUUUGCGUGGAGCGCAUGCGGACGAAGGAGGCGGCGGCGCUGUACCGGCUGCUGAGAGCCGCGGAGGAGAGGGAAGGGGGCGACGCGGGGGAGGGAGGGGGGUUGGGAGAGAUCGGAACGCGGUGA